Molecule: messenger RNA, 1574 nt
Organism: Lobosporangium transversale
Lineage: Eukaryota; Fungi; Mortierellomycota; Mortierellomycetes; Mortierellales; Mortierellaceae
Exons: 2
Source: RefSeq, a predicted model, not a curated record
AAUGACGUUUCUUUCAUUUGAAGAAAGGCUUAAAAGGCGCUUAUGUGUGGGAAUGAACAUUCAUUUCGUUUUUAUUUUAUUUUAUUUUUUUGAAUUCAUGGCAACUACACUCUACCGAUUCACCGAUGCUGAAGGGCUUGUUCAUCUCUUUGAGAACAAACAUGACAAGAAUCUGAGUUCAUACUUGGAAGUGGGUGACAUUCAUGGAUGUCUUCACCUUAAUGGAAUACCUUCUGGCAGGCCGUCUCCAAUUGCAAUCACUAAAUCUCUCUUGGACUUUGACCACCUCGUUUGUGAUUUCGAUGAGACCAUCACUGAACACGAUACAACUUCUUCGUUCGAUACUCUCGCCAAUGAAAUCCGUCCCGUCCAUUAUGCGGACCCACAGCUGUCCUGGUCCGAGAUCUUGCAAGCCUAUCUGGAAGAUCUGGACAAAGUCGCAGUGGGGGAUCUGUGUCAUUUAAACGCAUCAAUGUCCACAUCCACCCCUUCCUCAUCAUCUACGUCUUUGAACAUGGAUGGGCAACAGCAACAGCAACAGCAACAGCAACAGCAACAGCAACAGCCACAUCGUUUAUUAGAUCCUCAUAUUCGGGAGCUGAAAUGUCAUGUAGACGGUCGCACAUUUACUCCAGAACCCGAGACCGUCGUUCCCAAGAUCCCCUCGCUUCAACCUUGGAUCCAUUCUCAAAUGCGCAAACGCGCGGUUGAAAAGGUAUCUCUGGAUCGAGUCUAUGAAAGCGGUAAUCUUGUGGGAUUGACUCGUGCUCAGAUUCGAGCUUAUGGACGCGAAAAAAUCCGACUUCGUCCAGGGGUGGUUCAGUUUAUGAAGCUCUUUAUAGAAGAGCAAGACCGUAAGGAGCGAGCACUAAAACAGGAGCUAGGUGAUGAAGGAGUCCCUACCGUAGAUUCACACGGUUGUAGGAAAAGAAGAGGGGAGCUGUGGAUUGUUUCUGUCAAUUGGAGUCAGGACCUGAUCCGGGGAGCGAUGGAUCAGAUCUUUGGCAGUGAAGAAGCAACUGAGCGGUAUCUACCAGACUCUCAAUUGAUUUGCUCCAAUCUGAUGUUUUCGUAUGAGGAUCAUCAAGAAUUACAAAAGCGACGUAGAGAAAAGGGUGAUAAUAGUGGAAGUGAAGGCACUGCUGAUGUUACUACUAAUAAUACCAAUAAUACAGAGACCAAAAGCCAAGACCAAGGACGAAGUGGAGACGAGAUCGCUGAUGUGGAUGUUGCUGAUAAGAGAUCAAAGCAAGAUGACGCAGCUGAAGAAGAAGCAUAUUUAUCGAACGGCCAAGUCAAAGUCAACUGCCUGACAGGCACAGAUAAGUUGCGUGCGUUUCGAAAGAUUCAGGAAGAGUAUGCCAGCAAAUAUGGUCUUGCUCCUGUUGAAACUAAAUGGGCUUACCUGGGUGACUCUUCCACUGAUCUUGGAUGCUUAGUUGAAGCUGAUGUUGGGAUUAUUAUUGGCAACAGCAAGUCGCUUCUGGUUGAGUGCGAACGUUCUGGUGUCCAAGUGAUUGAUGUCCAUGUAAAAAAGCCCAAAAUAAAGUAGUCACAAGCAGCUUUUCUAAUGG